This is a messenger RNA of Fusarium proliferatum ET1, 423 nucleotides long. RefSeq lists its product as uncharacterized. NCBI's taxonomy places the organism in Eukaryota, Fungi, Ascomycota, Sordariomycetes, Hypocreales, Nectriaceae. The transcript has a single exon. Bases 1 to 423 code for a protein of 140 amino acids. The record is from RefSeq and is a predicted model, not a curated record.
AUGGAGACAACGACGCAGCCAGUUGAACAACCCGCCAGAGCUCAUCAGGAUCAGCUGAUGAUUGACAUGAUAUUGCGCCUGCGACACGCGCCAACUCCUCGUCCCCGACACCUAGUCCCUCGUCAAUUCCGACCACGAUCGACUCGCCCUGCCCGUUCGCCUCGUACUGCUUCUUCUGUUCGUCUUGCUCAAUCUAGUCGUGCCCGUUCUUCAAACCUCCCUAUAAAUCAUUCCAGCGGUAGACCCUCGAAGGACGAUUUAUUCUGGCCCCCAUCACAAGUUACCAACGCGCAACUCUCUGAUCCUGCGACGCGCAUCCUUAUAAAUACAAAAGAAGCGACACUUGUUUCAUGUCUUGUUAAUGGGGGGACAAUGUACUACUUUGGAGCACCUUCCUCCCGCAAGAGCCGGGCACGACGGUAA